AUGCCGACCCUUGCGUUGAUUAACUUCAACAUUGUCUGUGCUACGUUGGGUGGGUUUAUCUCGGUCUUUGGCUUAGUGUCCUACUUGUUUAAGGAGAGAUUUUACCUAUCUGAAGCAUUAAUCUCAUUAUUGGCCGGGGUUAUCUUCUCUCCACAUGCAGCCAAUUUCAUAAGACCUAAGGAAUAUGCGCUCGGCUCAGAACAAAAUCUGGAGGAGAUUACAAUGUACUUCACCAGAUUAGUUCUUGGGGUUCAAUUGGUACUUGCCGGAGUCCAGCUUCCGAAACGCUACCUGCAACUAGAAUGGAAGAGCCUCUCAUUGCUGCUGGGCCCUGGCAUGGCUGCCAUGUGGCUAUGUAGUAGCCUUGUCGUUUGGGCCAUGAUCCCUAACUUUCAGUUUCUGCAUGCUCUCAUAAUUGGCGCAUGUGUAACCCCGACUGACCCAGUACUUUCCAAUUCGAUCGUGAAAGGUAAGUUUGCGGACAAGAAUGUUCCUCGACCACUCCAAAGGAUCAUUGUUGCUGAAUCAGGUGCCAAUGAUGGCCUCGGAUAUCCUUUUCUAUUUUUUGCUAUGUAUCUGCUCAAAUACACGGGUAUGGGAGGUGCAGGGUAUAACGGAGGCGCUGGGAAAGCUAUGGCUCUGUGGUUUUACGAGACCUGGGCUUACACAGUGAUAUUAAGCGUUGUAUAUGGGAUCACUGUCGGCUGGGUCUCCAGAGAAUUGCUUCACUGGGCUGAAGAGAAGCGUUAUGUCGACCGUGAGAGUUUUCUCGUCUUUGCUAUCGCCCUUGCACUUUUUAUUGUGGGUACCUGUGGCAUGAUUGGAACAGACGACCUUCUGGCCUGCUUUGUAGCAGGCAAUGUUUUCACUCAGGAUGACUGGUUCCGUCUCGAAACGAUGGACGAUUCGCUGCAACCAACCAUUGAUAUGCUUUUGAACUUGGCAAUCUUUAUGUGGUUCGGUGCCGUCUGCCCAUGGUCCUCCUUCCUGAACAACAAUAUUAUUCCAAUAUAUCGCUUGAUAUUAUUGGGGGUCUUGAUCCUGCUCGUUCGCCGGAUGCCGAUCAUCUUCGCAAUGCACAAGUAUAUCGGCCAAAUCGAGAACCUCCUUCAAGCAGCCUUCGUUGGAUUUUUUGGUCCCAUCGGCGUCGGUGCCAUUUUCUAUUUAUCGGUCAGCCGAGAAUUUCUACAGGGUAUCAUUGUUGAUGGCAAAGUCCGGGAUGAUGCACAGAAGGUUUCCGAGGCUGUUGAUGUUGUCGUCUGGUUCUUAGUCAUCUGCAGCAUUGUUGUGCAUGGUCUUUCUAUACCGUUGGUGAAAGCGGGAUAUCAUCUGCCGCGGACCAUUUCCCAUGCACUGAGUGUUGGUUCCACGCCCGAAGCAGAGCCGGUGCCGAUCGCGAACGUACAGCAUACCCACAGCACUGCAACACAAGACAACAACCGAGGGCGUAAACGGCCCGGCGCACCUCGGUCUACGACUUUGCAAAUAGGCCGAUCCAUCAUAAGAGCACAAUCGAUGGAUCAGCGGCAACUAGGUACAAACCAUGAAGGAGAGCCUGAAAGACCUGUAAACUUGGUAGUGCAGGAACCUGACAAUGAGGCUACCCCAGGCAGCAAUACAACGGGAGCUACGGAGUAG
Aspergillus bombycis is the source of this 1638-nucleotide messenger RNA. Its product is annotated as putative Na/H antiporter. NCBI's taxonomy places the organism in Eukaryota, Fungi, Ascomycota, Eurotiomycetes, Eurotiales, Aspergillaceae. Gene Ontology annotation, molecular function: sodium:proton antiporter activity. Bases 1 to 1638 code for a protein of 545 amino acids. The record is from RefSeq and is a predicted model, not a curated record. Gene Ontology annotation, biological process: regulation of membrane potential; proton export across plasma membrane; sodium ion export across plasma membrane. Gene Ontology annotation, cellular component: plasma membrane. The transcript has 5 exons.